This is a messenger RNA of Pyrenophora tritici-repentis Pt-1C-BFP, 467 nucleotides long. RefSeq names its product QCR10 domain containing protein. Gene Ontology annotation, biological process: mitochondrial electron transport, ubiquinol to cytochrome c. NCBI's taxonomy places the organism in Eukaryota, Fungi, Ascomycota, Dothideomycetes, Pleosporales, Pleosporaceae. The record is from RefSeq and is a predicted model, not a curated record.
GCAAACCAACCCUCCGAACCGAUCCCCCAAACCAACACCUAAUUGCACCAAAACACCCGCAAAGAUGUCGGCUCAAUCUUUCGCCCACCAUGCGAAGACGCCUGCUGCCGUCAGCAUGCGCAGUCCGUACAAGGCUUAUAGGAGUCCUUUUGGUCCUCAAUACACGAUUCCUAAGAACUACCACGGUAUCACUAUGAACGUCGCAGCAAAGUACGGCAUGCUCGCAGCCGGAUUCGGCGGUGUAGCCGGCUUUUUCGCCCUCUUCUUCUUCGCAGAGGUGCCCAAGGUGCGCGACGACAUCAUGAAGAAGAUUCCCGUCUUGGACAAGUUCUUCACCCACGAGAUACCGCCCGAGGACAACCCCUUCUGAGCUCGUCUUCGUUUGCCUGGGGGAGGAUUGCGUGGAAUGUACAAUACGGCAUGGGCAUAUAGCGACUAGAUGCGGAAUAGACUUAUUUUGUCUUUAA